AACAGCGAUAAAAACACUUCCUGGAUAAUUUGUAAUGCGGAAAUUUUCUACAGACAUACAUGUGUGUGAGACAGAAUGGUGGUAACUGUGUGUCAUCUGUUCUUUGGAGUUCUGUUCAUUUUUCUAACAGAAGGUCUGGAUAAUCUUGCAAGUCUCAAUAACUAUAAAGGCCAGGCGUCACAGAGUUCAUCAUACCUGGAUAAAUGGCAUGCUGACAAUGCUGUGGAUGGCCAGUCUGAUCCGGGGCAUAAAGAAUCCUCAUGCAGUUUCACGAAAAGUGAAGAAGAAUAUCAGUCUGCGUGGUGGAAGUUGGCAUUGAAAUCCAUGUCAAAUGUGGCCUAUUUACAGAUUUUCUUCAGACCAGGCACGGUAGAUCGGCAUACAGGUUUCUCCGUGUUUGUUUUCAACGACACAAACAUCAAACCACCUAAUGGAUCCAAAGUAUUCACACAUAAUCCUGCUACAUGUCCACAGAAUGUCAUGAAUGUCACGGUUAACAGAGUGACGACAGGAGUGGCGAUAUUCAAUUCAAACAACGCUAGUCUGAAACAAUAUUGCAGAGACUAUAAAACACAAUUCGCAUCAAUCGAACUAUGUGAAGUUUACGUCAUGGGUUGCCCAGCAGGACAGUUUGGAUCUCUGUGCGACAUGUGUGACAUUAGAUGUUUGAACGGACAAUGCGAUGCGUUCAAUGGAUCCUGCAUUUACGGGUGUCAUAAUCCUUUGAAGACGCCUCCAGGCUGCAAUGUUUGCAUCGAUGGCUAUUACGGAGAAUUUUGUGAACAGUGUGGUCACUGCGAGACUCCAAAAAGUUGCAACAGAGAAAACGGACGAUGUGGGACCUGUCAGCAGCACUGGGAUAUGCCUGACUGUAAACAAUGCAAAAAAGGUUAUUUCGGAAAUAAUUGUUCAUUGGAGUGUGGACAUUGUUUGUCGGGAACUUUCUGUGACAACAUAACUGGAGAGUGUCCAACAGGUUGUGAAGACCAAUGGAGUGGGACCCAUUGUGAUGAAUGCAAUAAAGGCUAUUACGGAGAAAAUUGCGCAUUGGAGUGUGGACAUUGUUUACCUGGGACGUCCUGUAACAACAUCACCGGACAAUGUCUAGAAGGAUGUCGAGAUAAAUGGAAGGGGACGAAAUGUGACGUGUGCAGUCCUUACAAGUAUGGACCUAACUGUGCCUUUGAUUGCGGACAUUGUAAAGAUGGAAGCCCUUGUUCAACAGGGAAUGGAAGCUGUCUAAGUGGUUGUGAAGAUGGAUGGGGAGAUAUAUCUUGCUUGAAAGCAUCACCCAGAUCGGAUAGACAGGGGUUAAUCAGCACCGACAAAAGUCCCACCACAGGACUGUACGUAACUAUGGGAGUUUUAUCAACACUUCUCACUAUAACCGUUGUCGUGGUCAUAGUUCUGGUACAUAUAGUCCGCAAACAGAACCGGCAACCCUCCCACCAGCAUGAUAACAAUCCACCACAAAGCUUUGCUAAUCAUAUAGAAAUGGAGGGAACACACGAUUACGAUAAACUAGGAGUCAGAGAUACGGAUGAUUAUCAAGAAAUACCAACCGUUGUUGAUGACCAACUUCCACAGGAGAGACAUGCGUCAGACUCAAACUACAUUAACUCAACGUUGCAAUAACAAGAAUAUUGCAGAGUUACCAAAUAUGGAGUCCGAAAAUUGCCAUUGAACUUUGAACGAUACAUGCAUUAUUUCUGUCUAAUGAUCAAAAUAGAGCUUUAACUUAAAACAGUGUGAGAAACACUUUAAUCUAUGACAACAUACUAUUGUUUGGGGGCGACCACUCUCUAAUGUGUGAUGUUUUAAGGGAUCGCUGUGUGAUGUUUUAAGGGGUCGUUCCUUGUUCUACAAUUAAUUACGAGAUUUGCAUUCAUUUUUUAUCUCUUUUGUAACAAAAUAAAAUUGCAUAUCCAUGAA
Ostrea edulis (European flat oyster) is the source of this 1932-nucleotide messenger RNA. Its product is annotated as multiple epidermal growth factor-like domains protein 10. Gene Ontology annotation, molecular function: scavenger receptor activity. The transcript has 10 exons. NCBI's taxonomy places the organism in Eukaryota, Metazoa, Mollusca, Bivalvia, Ostreida, Ostreidae. The record is from RefSeq and is a predicted model, not a curated record. The coding region runs from base 76 to 1635 and encodes 519 amino acids.